GUAGCAGCUGCUGGAGGACAUCUGAAAUUUACAGUCUCCUAUGAUAUCACAGAAGAGGAAGAAGAAGAAGACACAGCUAAAUUGAUGGUUCAAUCUGAUGUCAUCAUAGAGGGAGGUGACUUAAAAAUCAGCACUCCAAAAGGGAUAAUUCACCUGCAGCCUUCUGAAGAGCACACUGAAGAAAUUGUGCUGAAACCAGAAUCUUUCUCAGUGCAUGGCUCCGAUGUUCCAGUCAGCAGGAGGGAGUUCAUGACUAUCCUUGCAAAUGUAAAGAGAAUCCUCAUAAGAGCCACAUACAGCAAUGGGAUGAAUGCCAUCUACAGACUAAGAAGCGUUAUUAUGGAAGCUGCUGACCAYACUUCAAGGGGGAGAAGAGUGGCAUCUGCAGUGGAGUUGUGUGAGUGUCCUGCAGGCUAUGAUGGUACCUCCUGUGAGUCCUGCUGGCCUCGACACAGGCGUGUGAAUGGCACAAUUUUUGGUGGAGUCUGUGCACCAUGUACAUGCUUUGGUCAUGCAGACGUGUGCGAUGACAUCACAGGAGCGUGUCUGGACUGCMAACACAACACAGGGGGUUCAUAUUGCGAUAGGUGCCUUCCUGGCUUCUAUGGUGAUGCGACAAAAGGGACACCAGAAGACUGCCAGUUGUGCGCUUGCCCCCUAAAUAUACCUUCUAACAACUUUAGCCCAACGUGCCACUUUGACCGACAUCGUGGAUUAAUAUGCGAUGAAUGCCCAGCUGGCUACGUGGGACCACGCUGUGAAAGGUGUGCAGAAGGCUAUUUUGGACAACCUCUAAUACCAGGGGGAUCRUGCCAGCCAUGCCAGUGUAAUGACAACCUCGACUUCUCCGUUCCUGGCAGCUGUGACAGCUUGUCUGGUGCUUGUCUGAUAUGUAAGCCAGGUACAACAGGCCAAUAUUGUGAGAGGUGUGCUGAUGGAUAUUUCGGUGAUGCUCUUCAUGCAAGGAACUGUCAGCCCUGUCACUGUCACAUGAAUGGCUCUUUCUCAGAGAUCUGUGACUCUCGGACGGGCCAGUGUGAGUGUAAAGCCAACGUCAUCGGGCGCCGCUGUGACGUCUGCAAACCUGGAACAUUUGGCUUACAGUCUUCAAGAGGAUGUGUUCCCUGCAACUGCAACUCUUUUGGUUCCAAAUCCUUCGAUUGCAAUGGAGAAGGACAAUGUUUUUGCCAGCCUGGAGUGACAGGAAAGAAGUGUGACCGCUGUGCACAUGGAUUUUACAACUUUCAAGAAGGAGGAUGUACUCCCUGUGACUGUUCACGUUUUGGCAAUAAUUGUGAUCCCGUCAGUGGACGCUGUAUCUGCCCUCCCAACACUGUUGGAGAGAUGUGUGACAAAUGUGCACCAAAUCACUGGGGCCAUAACAUUGUCAGUGGCUGCAAGCCCUGUGAGUGCAGCCUCGUUGGAGCCCUAAGUUCUCAGUGUGACUUGAAUACGGGCUGUUGCUUCUGCCGCCCUGAAUUCUCUGGGGAAAAAUGCACUGAGUGCAGGAUGGGCUACUGGAACUAUCCACAUUGUGUUGCUUGUCAGUGCUUCCUGGCUGGGACUGAUCCACAGAGCUGUGAUGCAGAGGGGAAGUGCUCAUGCACUGAUCAUUCUGGCCAGUGCAGCUGCAAGGUUAAUGUGGAAGGUGUCCACUGCGACAGGUGCAAGUCUGGUACAUUUGGUCUCUCUGCCAGAAACCCACUUGGCUGCAGCAGCUGCUAUUGCUUUGGCCUGACUACGCAGUGCAGCGAGGCGAGGGGGCUGAUCCGCGUGUGGGUGACCUUGAAGCCAGAGCAAAUGAUUCUGCCACUGGUGGAUGAAAAGCUUCAGCGUAGCACUCUAUCAGGGAUUGCAUUCCAGCCUCCUGAAAUAGUAGCAAAUAUAGARCAGGUGAUGCAGGAUCUUCGGUCAGAACCUGUUUACUGGAGACUUCCAGAGCAGUUUGAGGGACGAAAGCUGACCGCUUAUGGAGGGAAACUGAAAUAUGCCAUCUACUUUGAAGCACGAGAAGAGACAGGUUUUACUACUUACCAYCCACAAGUCAUCAUAAGAGGCGGGCCUCCCACAAAUACGAGAGUUAUCGUCCGGCACAUGGCAGCCCCUCUGAUUGGGCAGCUGACGAGGCAUGAGAUAGAGAUGACAGAGCAUGAMUGGGAAUAUUAUGGUGAUGACACGAGAGCCAGAAACCCUGUGUUCUGGCAGUAUUAUCCUGGUAACCCAGGUCCCAACAGGACGAUGUCCCAGGCAGAUUUCACCUGGAGACAGUAUGGAGAUGACUCAAGACCAAGUAGGCCUGUAUCCCGGGAAGACUUCAUGAACGUGUUGUAUGAUGUUCAUUACAUCCUCAUCAAGGCGACUCAUGGCAAUAUCAUGAGGCAGAGCAGGAUUUCUGAGAUCUCACUGGAAGUUGCUGAAGGCGGCCCCGUGUCUGGGAUGGCUCCUCAGGCUCACCUGAUAGAGCAGUGUGACUGCCCCUUGGGUUAUUCCGGCCUCUCCUGUGAGUCAUGCUCUCCAGGAUUUUACAGGCUUCCAUCUCCACCUGCGGGAAGGACACCUGCUCAGACCUUAGGCACCUGUGUUAUGUGUCAGUGUCAUGGACACAGCACUAUGUGUGACUCUGAAACAUCAGUUUGUCAGAACUGUCAGCACAAUACUGCUGGUCAGCACUGUGAGAGGUGUGCACCGGGAUUUUACGGCGUUGUCCAAGGCUCUCCGGAUGACUGUCAGCCUUGUGCUUGUCCCCUGCCCAUUUCUAGUAACAAUUUUAGCCCUACUUGUGUUGCUGAAGGACCUGGUGAUUACCGGUGUACUGCYUGCCCACCUGGAUAUGAAGGCCAGUACUGUGAAAGAUGUUCUUCUGGCUACACGGGAAACCCACAGAUCCCAGGAGGGUCCUGCCAGCCAUGUGAGUGUGAUCCMUAUGGUUCCCUGCCUGUCCCCUGUGACCCUGUCACUGGACAGUGCACCUGCAAGCCUGGAUUCACGGGGUGGAAGUGUGCUGGCUGUGAACAUCGGCAUGCACGGGAUGGCAUGAAAUGCAUCUCUUGUGAUGAUGAAUGCACAGGACUCCUUCUCAAUGACCUGGAUCGGCUAAACCAGAUGAUCCUGAGUGUGAACCUCAGUGGUCCACUGCCUGCUCCUUAUAAAAUGUUACAAGGCUUUGAGAACACAACACAGGAAUUAAAGCAUUUGCUUUCACCUCAGCGAGCACCAGAGAGAUUUCUUCAGCUAGCACGAGAAAAUCUGGAUACCCUGGUGACAGAAAUGGAUGAGCUACUGACAAGGGCUACUAAGGUGACAGCAGAUGGUGAGCAGACCAGGCAGGAUGCCGAGAGGACUAAUGACAGAGCRAAAUCUCUUGGACAGUUUGUCAAAGGCAUUCUUCAAGCUGCUGAAGCUGCAAAUGAAGAUGCUAUAAAACUGAAUGAGAUACUCAGAACUCAAGACGAGACUUUGGAGAAGAGUCUUCCAGAACUGCAGAGUGAGGCUGAAGGAAUGAUCAUAGAGAUGAGAAACAGAGASCUCAAUAUGCAAGAAAAAAUAGCUCAAGAUGAAUUAAAGAAUGCAGAAGAUCUUUUGGACAAGGUGAAGAAAUUAUUUGGUGAGCUCGGUGAGAAAAAUGAAGAUCUAAAAAAUGAAGUCCGGGACAAGCUGGCAGAUUACCACAGCAAAAUUGAUGAUGCUCGAGAUCUGCUAAGAGAAGCUGCAAGUAAAAUUUGGGAGGCUGAUCGUUUAUCUGCAGUCAACCAAAAUAAUAUGACCAUGCUAGAGAAAAGGAAGCAAGCUGUAGAAGAUGGCAGACAAGAUGUGGAGAAGACCCUUCAGGAAGGGAAUGAUAUCCUUGAUGAAGCCCAUAAACUUGCAAAUGACAUCAGCCUAGCUGUAGAGUAUGUAGAAGGUGUUGCAGAUAAGAUACAGCCAAUGUCUGAUCAGCUGAAAGAUAAAACAGAUGACUUAUCACAAGAAAUUCGUGACAGGAUGCUUCCAGAAAAGGUGUUGCAAGCUGAGARCCAUGCAGGCCAGCUGAAUGAAUCAUCUGCAGUGCUGGAUGGAAUCCUUAUUGAAGCCAAAAACCUCUCUUUCAAUGCCACACGUGCUUUCAAUGCUUACACUAACAUCAAAGAUAACAUAGAUGAAGCUGAAAGAGUUGCCAAGGAAGCCAAGGCUCUCGCAAACGAAGCCAUGCAAGAGACGUCGGGUCCUGAAGGAUCGUUGAAGGAUGGCGCCAAGAACUCUCUGCAGAAAAGCUUCAGGGUCCUUAAUGAGGCCAAGAUGUUAGAAAGUGAUGUAAAAGAAGAGGAUGAUAAUCUGGACAGCAUGCAGAACAGGCUGAAAGAUGCUGAUGAGAAGAAUUCCAUUCUCCUGAAAGCUUUGAAUGAAACCUUAGGAAAGCUGUCAGCCAUUCCAAAUGAUACAGCUAUAAAGGUACAGGCAGCCAAGGACAAAGCAAGACAAGCCAAUGAUACUGCAAAUGACGUCCUGGCCCAGAUUAAAGACCUCAAUCGGAAUCUCUURGGCUUGAGAAAAAACUACAGUAAACUUACAGACGAUGUGGCCAAAACAAAUGCAGUUGUGAAGGACCCAAUCAAGAACAUUGCUGAUGCAGACUCCAGUAUUAAAAACCUAGAAAAGGAAGCAGAUCGCCUGUUAGAUAAAAUCAAGCCAAUCAAAGAGCUUCAGGAUAAUUUAGGGAAAAACAUUUCUCAGAUAAAAGAGCUGAUAAACCAAGCUCGGAAGCAAGCCAAUUCGAUCAAAGUGUCCGUGUCCUCUGGAGGCAAUUGUAUUCGCACAUACAGACCAGAAAUAAAGAAGGGAACUUACAACACYGUCGUUCUCAAUGUGAAGACUGUAGUUGCUGACAAUCUGCUUUUUUACCUUGGAAGUGCCAAGUUUACUGACUUCUUGGCCAUAGAGAUGCGCAAGGGCAAGGUGAGCUUCCUGUGGGAUGUGGGAUCUGGAGUUGGACGGGUGGAGUAUCCAGAUCUGACCAUUGAUGAUGGGUUUUGGUACCGGAUUGAAGCCUCUAGGACUGGAAAAAAUGGCACAAUAUCGGUGCGAGCUCUGGAUGGUCCUAAAGCCAGCAUCGUGCCAGCCAUAUUCAGGGCUGUCUCCCCACCUGGAUAUACCAUUCUGGAUGUAGAUGUUAAUGCUGUGCUGUUUGUUGGUGGUUUAACUGAAAAAAUUAAGAAGUCAGAUGCUGUAAGAGUCACCACCUUCACUGGCUGCAUGGGUGAAACCUUUCUAGACAGCAAACCCAUAGGACUCUGGAAUUUCAGGGAUAUUGAAGGCGACUGCAAAGGGUGUGCCGUCAGCCCACAGGUGGCAGACAGUGAAGGGACAGUGCAGUUUGAUGGUGACAGCUAUGCCAUGGUGAGCCGCCCAAUCCGCUGGAACCCCAAYAUUUCCACAGUCAUGUUCAAGUUCAGAACCUUCUCCUCAAAUGCCCUGCUGAUGUAUCUUGCUACUGAUGAUUUGAAGGACUUCAUGAGUGUAGAACUCAGUGGUGGACGAAUAAAAGUCAGCUAUGACCUGGGUUCAGGUACAGCUUCAGUUAUCAGCAACCAAAAUCAUAAUGAUGGCAGAUGGAAAUCUUUCACCCUGUCAAGAAUUCAAAAGCAAGCCAACAUAUCGAUUGUAGACAUAGACACCAAUGAAGAGGAGACCAUAGCAACAACUUCUGCAGGCAGCCACUUUGGACUCAAUUUAAAAGGGCAUGAGAAAAUAUAUUUUGGGGGAUUGCCAACCCUGAGAAAUCUAAGGCCUGAAGUGAACUUAGAGAAAUACACAGGUUGCCUCAAAGACAUUGAAAUAUCGAGGACACCUUAUAACAUAUUGAGUAGUCCUGACUUUGUUGGUCUAACCAAAGGAUGCACACUAGAGAACAUUCAUACAGUUAGCUUCUCCAAGCCAGGUUUUGUGGAACUGCAACCUGUCUCCUUUGAUGUGGGCACAGAAAUCAACCUCUCCUUCAGCACCAGGAAUGAGUCYGGGAUCAUCUUGUUUGGCACAAGUGGCACAAUUGUCCCCCCCAGGAGAAAGCGCAGGCACUCUGCAAGGAAAGCUUCCCCUCUGAGGAGAAAGCGCAGGCAGACAGGACAGGCCUACUAUGCUGUGUUCCUGAACAGAGGUCGGCUGGAGGUGCAUCUCUCCACUGGGAUGCGGGAUCCCCACAGGAUCACCAUCAGACCAGAGGCUGGCGAGUUUCAYGACGGCAGAGCACAUUCCAUCAGGAUAGAACGAGCUAGAGGGAUGUUCACUGUUCAAGUCGAUGAAGACAAAGUCCAGACUCAGAGGUUGCCAUCAGACCAGCCCAUCUCUGUUAAGAGACUCUUUGUGGGGGGUACUACURCUCAGUUUCAGACUGCACCUCUCAGAAACAUACCACCAUUUGAGGGCUGUAUAUGGAAUCUUGUCAUUAAUGCCACCCCCAUGGACUUUGCCCAACCCGUGUCCUUUGAAAAUGCCGAUAUUGGCCGAUGUCCCAYGCUAGAACCUGAAGUUAGGCCACCUGAGGAUGAAGAUAAACCAACUCGUGCAACAGUUCUGGUCCAGCCUGAACCAGACACUAAUGGGGAGAAAGAAAGGCCAAGAAUUCCUCCUGCUUCUCCUCCUCCAACACCAUCUCUAUUGCCAGCACUUGAUUCCUGUGCUGCUGACACAGAACCAUCAAUUUUAGAAGGUGGCAAGCAGUUUGGUCUUUCAAGGAACAGCCACAUUGCAGUUGCAUUUGAUGACACCAAAGUGAAGAACAGGCUGACAAUUGAAUUUGAAGUCCGAACAACAGCUGAUUCUGGCUUGCUGUUUUAUAUGGCCCGCAUCAACCACGCUGACUUUGCUACAGUUCAGAUAAAGAACGGUCUGCCUUACUUCAGCUAUGAUCUGGGGAGUGGAAACACCAGCACAAUGAUUUCCAACAAAAUAAAUGAUGGCCAGUGGCACCAGAUAAAAGUAAUGCGAGUGAAGCAAGAAGGAAACCUCAUAGUAGAUGGUGUUUCAAACAGGACUGUGAGCCCCAAGAAGGCCGAUAUAUUGGAUGUUGUAGGAAUGCUCUAUGUGGGAGGAUUGCCCAUUAACUACACAACCAGGAGAAUUGGUCCAGUCCUUCAUAGCAUUGAUGGCUGCAUCAGAAAUUUUAAAAUGACAGAAUCACCUGUUGACCUGGAUAAUCCAACUUCCAGCUUCAACGUUGGGAAAUGCUUUGUCACUGCACAGAAGGGAACAUACUUCGAUGGAACAGGCUUUGCCAAAACAGUCGGUGCAUACAGAGUGGGAACAGACCUGCUUGUGGAAUUUGAAUUCCGUACAACACGAAUGAACGGUGUUCUCCUAGGGGUCAGCAGCCAGAAAAUGGAUGGGCUUGGCAUCGAAUUAGYAGGUGGAAAAGUGCUGUUUCACGUUGACAAUGGUGCAGGCCGAUUCUCUGCUGUCUAUGAGCCUGACRCACCAGGCAGCCUGUGUGACGGACAGUGGCACCAGGUUCUUGCAAACAAGAUCAAACACCGCUUGGAGCUGACUGUGGAUGGCAAACAGGUGGAGACUGAGAGCCCGAGCAGGGCCUCGACCUCGGCGGACACCAACGACCCUCUCUUUGUUGGAGGCUACCCUGAUGGUGUGACCCAGUUUGGGCUGACGACUAAUAUCCGUUUCAAAGGAUGUAUUCGAUCUCUGAAGCUCACCAAGGGUACUGCAAAACCUCAAGAGAUCAACUUUAGCAAAGCUUUGGAGCUGAAGGGUGUCCAACCACUGUCRUGCCCUGCAGACUAAAUGUCAUUCAGCCAUUAUGGGGCUGUUUAUAUAAACACCUCAGAUUUAAAAAAAAAUCUAUAUCUACAUUGCAUUCAUAAUAAAAUGUCUUUAUGCAAAUAU
Molecule: messenger RNA, 7869 nt
Organism: Malurus melanocephalus (red-backed fairy wren)
Lineage: Eukaryota; Metazoa; Chordata; Aves; Passeriformes; Maluridae
Gene: LAMA2
Product: laminin subunit alpha 2
Exons: 51
Biological process (GO): regulation of cell adhesion; regulation of cell migration; cell adhesion
Molecular function (GO): signaling receptor binding
Source: RefSeq, a predicted model, not a curated record